UUCAAUUACUACUCGUACAAAUUGUUUUCUCUCAUGGCUUGUGUUGGAAAUAUAACAAAUGAAGAUGAAUUCAACUAAUGAAGACGUUUUCUCAUUGCAUCAGAGACAGAGAGGGAAAGAGAGAAGACAGAAAUUGUGUUAGGGAAAUAUGGAUUAUUUACAAAGUGGAGUACGAACACUGAAAAGGCAUAGUAUAUCAAAUAUAACUGAUGCUAUCAGGAGCCAUAUACACCGGGAUUCAUUCAGUGGACUAGGGCGACAUCUCUUCUCAACUAACAAAGCAGAUCUUACAUUGAAAAAUGCUGCAUUUGCCAGUGUAUCGACUGCCAUUGUUCAUUUAUUUCAAAAGAAGAAAUUACAAGAAAAUGAACUAUCAGCUUUGCAGGAAUCUGUACGGAAUCUCACCACGACGGAGGCAGGGCCUCUAAUCUACGAUUACUACAAGGACAAACUUAUAAAGAAAGGAAUGGUCAUAAUUCGUGAACAAAUAAAACACGAAACUGCGUCAAAUAUAAAUGAGAAAGCGAAGACAUUAAAGUACAAUGAGGGAUAUCCUACAUGCUGUUAUUUAAUGGAAUAUACUGUACCUACAAAGUCAAUGAAAGGUGAUAAAGAUCCGACUGUCAUAGACACGUUCAAUAUUGUAGUGAGUGAUAAAAUUCCAAAGUAUCAUGUAUGA
Ruditapes philippinarum (Manila clam) is the source of this 679-nucleotide messenger RNA. RefSeq lists its product as uncharacterized. The record is from RefSeq and is a predicted model, not a curated record. The coding region runs from base 149 to 679 and encodes 176 amino acids. The transcript has 6 exons. NCBI's taxonomy places the organism in Eukaryota, Metazoa, Mollusca, Bivalvia, Venerida, Veneridae.